GAUAUUAUAAAAUUGAUGACAACAUACAAGAGAUCCAGGAAAAACAAAAGAAGCCUCUGUGUCAAGUAAUAUUUAUUGAUGACAAUGAUAAAACAUUGAGUAAAGAAGAACAGAAAGCACACUUCAUUCGGUAUCAGAGAACCUAUUCAAGGGAGAAAUUUCAAUAUGAAAAAUGUGGGAAAUCCUUUUGUACAAGUUCACACUCUAUUCAGCAUUCUGGAGCUUAUGUGGGAUUCAAACUUUAUGGAUGUAAUGAAUGUGGGCGAUCUUUCACCUUCACUUCAGGUCUAAGAGCACAUCAGAGAAUUCACACAGGUAGGAAGCCCUAUGAAUGCAGUGACUGUGAGAAAACUUUUACCCAUAAUUCAGCCCUCAGAGUACAUCAGAAGAUUCACACAGGGGAGAAACCUUAUGAGUGUAAUGAAUGUGAGGAAACUAUUGCCCGUAAUUCAGUGCUUAGAGCACAUCAGAAAAUUCACACAGGGGAGAAACCCUAUGAAUGUAAUGAAUGUGGGAAAGCUUUCACUGAGAAGUCAUAUGUUUGUGCAUGUCAGAGAGUUCACACAGGAGAGAAACCCUAUGAAUCUAAUACAUUUGGGAAACCAUUUGCCCUUAACUCAUCCCUUAGAGUGCAUCAGAGAAUUCACACAGGUGUAAAAUCCUAUGGAUGUGAUGAAUGUGGGAAAACUUUCUCCCGGAAGUCAAACCUUAGUGUACACCAGAGGACUCACACAGGGGAGAAACCCUAUGAAUGUAAUGAAUGUGGGAAAACUUUCUCCCGGAAGUCAGAAGUUAAGGCACACCAGUGGAUUCACACAGGGGAGAAACCCUAUGAAUGUAAUAUAUGUGGGAAAACAUUUGCCUUUAACUCAAACCUUAGAGUGCAUCAGAGAAUUCACACAGGUGUGAAAUCCUAUGGAUGUGAUGAAUGUGGAAAAACUUUCUCCCGGAAGUCAAUUCUUAGUGGACACCUGAGCAUUCACACAGGGGAGAAACCCUAUGAAUGUAAUGAAUGUGGGAAAACUUUCUCCCACAAGUCACACCUUAGUGAACACCAGAGGACUCACACAGGGCAGAAACCUUAUGAAUGUAAUGAAUGUGGGAAAACUUUCUCCCAUAAGUCACACCUCAGUGCACACCAGAGGACUCACACAGGGGAGAAACCCUAUGAAUGUAAUGAAUGUGGGAAAACUUUCUCCCAGAAGUCAAAACUUAGGCUACACCAGAGGAUUCACACAGGGGAGAAACCCUAUGAAUGUAAUGAAUGUGGGAAAACUAUCUCCCAGAAGUCAAAAGUUAGGGCACACCAGAGGACUCACACAGGGGAGAAGCCCUAUGAAUGUAAUGAAUGUGGGAAAACUAUCUCCCGGAAGUCAGAAGUUAGGGUACACCAGAGGACUCACACAGGGGAGAAACCCUAUGAAUGUAAUAUAUGUGGGAAAACAUUUGCCUUUAACUCAAGCCUUAGAGUGCAUCAGAGAAUUCACACAGGUGUGAAAUCCUAUGGAUGUGAUGAAUGUGGGAAAACUUUCUCCCGAAAGUCAAUCCUUAGUGGACACCAGAGGACUCACACAGGGGAGAAACCCUAUGAAUGUAAUGAAUGUGGGAAAACUUUCUCUGGUAAGUCAUAUGCUAAUGCACAUCAGAGAGUUCACACAGAGGAGAAACCCUAUGAAUGUAAUAUAUGUGGGAAACCAUUUGCCCAUAACUCCUCCCUUAGAGUGCAUGAGAGAAUUCAUACAGGUGUGAAACCCUAUGGAUGUAAUGAAUGUGGGAAAGCUUUCUACCAAAAGUCACACCUCAAUGCACACCAGUGGACUCACACAGGGGAGAAACCUUAUGAGUGUAAUGAAUGUGGGAAAGGUUUUGCCCAUGUCUCAACUCUCAGAGUACACCAGAGAAUUCACACAGGGAGAAACCCUAUGAAUGUGGUGAAUGUGGGAAAAUUUUUGUUCGUAGGGCAACUCUUAGAGUACAUCACAUCAGAAUGCAUACCAGAGAGAAAACCCUAACACAUCAUGAAUUUGAGAAGUCCUGAAUUAACUCAUACCUUAUUUUAUACCACACAGCAGAGAAACUCUUGUCAUGUAGACUGGAAAAUUGUUUUCCUUAACAUUUUCCUUUUCCACUAGGCUCAUAACUUGUUGAAAAUCCCAAUCUCAUUCAUCCAGGUGCGCUGACCAAAGAAUAUGAUGCUAAUGAUAUCUAUUACAUUUAGUCCUGGCCCUUAAGCAUCUUAUAGUCUUCCUGGUCCAUGGUAAGAUGGAAUUGAGAUGAUUUCCACAGAAAGUUGGCUUUUGUGUGUUGAAUGUGGUGGAGCACAGUGUCAAAGGAAGCUGGUGUCUGGAUAACUGUUUGGAAUAUAAUUCUCUGCUUCCAGAUCUUCAUCAAUUGUUUAUUUUCAAGCAAGAAUUAAAUUUGUUUUCCAUUGAGCUCUCUGAUUUGACCUAUUAGUUAAAUGCAUUGUUUUCCUGUCUCUCUAUUAGACUGGGAUGAAAUCCUAUUAACAUAAUACAUUUCAGAAGAACUAUUAGAAAUCAGUUUUAUUGUAUAUCAGAGACUUCACAUGAAGAAGAAAAUUGUCAACAUCCUUAAUGAUCAGAAGCCUUCACUAAAGUCAGAGACAUUUCAGGGAAAACCACAAAAGCCUUCACAACAAAAUUAAUUGCAUUAAACAUCAAAUAAUUAGGAUAAAAUUUUAUAUUUUGAAUAAAUGAUUUUUAACAAAUAUUGAA
This is a messenger RNA of Carlito syrichta (Philippine tarsier), 2735 nucleotides long. Its product is annotated as zinc finger protein 658-like. NCBI's taxonomy places the organism in Eukaryota, Metazoa, Chordata, Mammalia, Primates, Tarsiidae. Gene Ontology annotation, biological process: regulation of transcription by RNA polymerase II. Gene Ontology annotation, molecular function: RNA polymerase II cis-regulatory region sequence-specific DNA binding; DNA-binding transcription factor activity. The record is from RefSeq and is a predicted model, not a curated record.